CCACAAGGAUCCAAGAAUAAGAAGAAGAAGAAGAAGAGAUUGAAAUAUUAAGAAAAUAUGUCGUGGCAAACUUACGUAGAUGACCACUUGAUGUGCGAUAUCGAUGGCACAGGACACCACCUCUCCUCCUCUGCCAUCAUCGGCCACGACGGCUCCGUCUGGGCUCAGAGUUCUUCCUUCCCUCAGAUUAAGUCUGAUGAGAUCAAUGGUAUCAUGAAAGAUUUUGAUGAACCUGGUCAUCUUGCUCCUACUGGCCUCCACCUUGGAGGCACCAAAUACAUGGUAAUACAAGGAGAGCCAGGAGCCGUCAUUCGUGGGAAGAAGGGAUCUGGAGGUAUCACCAUAAAGAAAACUGGUCAAGCAUUAGUUUUCGGCAUAUAUGAUGAACCUGUUACUCCUGGACAAUGCAACAUGAUUGUUGAGAGGUUGGGAGAUUACCUUGUUGAUCAGGGUCUGUAGACCAAGAUCUUUUAAGAUCUUUUUAUUUACAAUUAUGAUCUGCAUCUUUUCAACCCCAUGUUGGGAGUUGUUGCAGACAAUAAGCAUAUGAGAAUUUAACAGUUCUUCGUCUUUUGAAUUUUUAAAUUUCAUUGCCCUGAUGA
Molecule: messenger RNA, 602 nt
Organism: Glycine soja
Lineage: Eukaryota; Viridiplantae; Streptophyta; Magnoliopsida; Fabales; Fabaceae
Product: profilin-4
Exons: 3
Coding region: 58-459 (133 amino acids)
Cellular component (GO): cell cortex
Molecular function (GO): actin monomer binding
Source: RefSeq, a predicted model, not a curated record